CCGCGCGCAGUGGGUCCCAGACCCCAGCGGGCGUGGCGCGCGGGCGUGUGCGGGACCCGGGACGCAGGCGGGCGGCCCAGGGGCGCGGCGCGCUCGGGUCUAUUCCGGGAGCGGCUUGGAGGGGCGGGGGCGCAUCCUGCCGGGCGGGGGGAGGGGACGCGGAGUGUGCUCUCGGGGACCCGGCUGCUGCUGUGCGCGCCCGCCCGCCCGCCCGCCGGAGCCCAGCGCGCUGCGCCCUGCGCCCUGCUGUGCGCGCCCCGGGGCUCGCUGGCGCCAUGGACCGAGGCCGCGUGCUGGAGCAGCUACUUCCCGAGCUCACAGGGUUGCUCAGCCUCCUGGACCAUGAAUACCUCAGCGACACCACCCUGCAGAAGAAGAUGGCCGUGGCCUCCAUCCUGCAAAACCUGCAACCCCUCCCAGCAAAAGAAGUCUCCUACUUGUACGUGAACACCUCAGACCUCCACUCAGGGCCCAGCUUCGUGGAGUCACUCUUUGAAGAAUUUGACUGUGACCUGAGUGACCUCCGGGACCUGCCAGAGGACGAGAGUGAGCCCAGCAAAGGAGCCAGCCCUGAGCCAGCCAAAAGCCCAGCCCUGAGAAAUGCCACUGACCUGCCUCCACCGCUCCCCAACAGGCCUCCACCAGAAGACUACUACGAGGAAGCACUGCCACUAGGGCCAGGCAAGGCUCCCGAGUACAUCAGCUCCCACAAUGGCAGCAGCCCAGCCCACUCCAUCAUGGACGCCUACUACGAGGACGCAGACAGCAGCUACCCAGCCACGAGGAUGAAUGGGGAGCUGAAAAGCUCUUACAAUGACUCUGAUGCCAUGAGCAGCUCCUACGAGUCCUAUGAUGACGAUGAGGAGGAAGGGAAGGGGCCGCAGCCCACACACCAGUGGCCAUCAGAGGAGGCCUCUAUGCACCUGGUGAGAGACUGCAGGAUAUGCGCCUUCCUGCUGCGGAAGAAGCGUUUCGGGCAAUGGGCCAAGCAGCUGACGGUCAUCAAGGAGGACCAGCUCCUGUGUUACAAAAGCUCCAAGGACCGGCAGCCACACUUGAGGCUGGCACUGGACUCCUGCAAUGUCAUCUACAUCCCUAAGGAUGGUCGGCACAAGAGGCAUGAGCUGCGCUUCUCCCAGGGGCCCACUGAGGUCCUGGUGCUGGCCCUGCAGAGCCGGGAACAGGCCGAGGAGUGGCUGAAGGUCAUCCGGGAGAUGAGCAAGACCACAGGGGGUGCUGAGGGGAUGGACACACCCAGGUCCCCCAUCCUAUUGUGCAAGCUGGACUUGGACAAGAGACUGUCCCAAGAGAAGCAGGCCUCAGAUUCUGACAGCCUGGGCAUGGGUGACAACUGUUCCACUCUUGGCCGCCGGGAAGCCUGUGAACAUGGUAAAGGGAAGAAGAGCAGCCUGGCAGAGCUGAAGGGCUCCAUGAGCAGGGCAGCAGGCCGCAAGAUCACCCGCAUCAUCAGCUUCUCCAAGAAGAAAGCUCUGGCUGAUGAGCUGCAAACAUCCUCUGCUGAGGAAGAGGUUCCAUGCUGUGGCUACCUAAAUGUGCUGGUGAACCAUAGCUGGAAGGAGCGCUGGUGCCGCCUGAAGUGCAACACUCUGUAUUUCCACAAGGACCGCACGGACCUGAGGACCCACAUCAAUGCCAUCGCCCUCCAGGGCUGUGAGGUGGCCCCAGGCUUUGGCCCCAGACACCCAUUUGCCUUCAGGAUCCUGCGCAACCGGCAGGAGGUGGCCAUCUUGGAGGCGAGCUGCUCAGAGGACAUGGGCCGCUGGCUGGGGCUGCUGCUGGUGGAGAUGGGCUCCAGAGUCACCCCUGAGGCGCUGCACUAUGACUACGUGGAUGUGGAGACCUUGACCAGCAUCGUCAGCGCGGGCCGCAACUCCUUCCUAUAUGCAAGAUCUUGCCAGGAUCAGUGGCCUGAGCCCCGUGUCUAUGAUGAUGUUCCUUAUGAGAAGAUGCAGGACGAGGAGCCAGAGCGGCCCACGGGGGCCCAGGUGAAGCGUCAUGCCUCCUCCUGCAGUGAGAAGUCCCAUCGAAUGGACCCACAGGUCAAAGUCAAGCGCCAUGCCUCCAGUGCCAAUCAAUACAAGUAUGGUAAGAACCGAGCUGAGGAGGAUGCCCGGAGGUACCUGGUAGAGAAAGAAAAGCUGGAAAAGGAGAAAGAAACCAUUCGGUCCGAGCUGAUGGCACUGCGGCAGGAGAAGAGGGAGCUGAAGGAAGCCAUUCGGAGCAAUGCAGGAACAAAAUCAAAGGAUCUGGAGGAGACCAUGGCCACCUUAGAAGCACAGUGCCGGGCAAAGGAGGAGCGCCGGAUCGACCUGGAGCUGCGGCUGGUGGCAGUGAAGGAGCGCUUACAGCAGUCCCUGGCAGGGGGCCCAGCCCUGGGGCUCUCUGUUAGCAGCAAGAGCAAGAGUGGGGAAACUGCCACUAAGCCCCAGGGAAACACAUCAGAGCAACCUCUCCCUGUCAACUGUGUUUCUGAGCUUCGGAAGCGGAGCCCAUCUAUUGUGACCUCCAACCAAGGAAGAGUGCUGCAGAAAGCCAAGGAAUGGGAAAUGAAGAAGACCUAGAAAGGGAAUGAGGACUUGAUCCACAAGAAAUAUCAACUUGUCCAUCCUAGGAGGAAAUGCGUUUUCACAAGGAGACACAAGAAGACUGGAAAUAGCCCUCACAUUCUGGGACACCCAAAAGACCAGCCUUUAUUGUCUGCAUGGUUAUAGGGGAUACAGGGAGGAAAGAAAUAGAAGGGAAGAGGGGAACUGAGAUCAUCCUAAAAACUUUACAAAGGGUAGAAAAUGGGGGUGGAGGGAGAUGAAAUUUCACAGUUGUAAAGGUUUUUUUUUUUUUUUUGUCAAAUGUCUUUGCAUUCCCUUCAGAAGCAAUGAGGACACAUGUGGCCAAUUCAUUCCAUCCCAUUCUCGGCACCCCAUUCCUGGUCUACACGGAAAGCAAGGCAUUGCUCAAGUACCGGCAGAGCAGCAGAGAGAGAUAAGACUUGAUCAUCUGACCACACUGUGCCAGUUAGAUUCAUGGUGAACAUUACUGACAAACUCUGGGGCAAGACAAAAAAAUUUCUGGGCUGAAAAAAAAAAGUCAAUAGAAUCAUCAGAUCCCUGAUUACAUCAAGGUGAACUAAAGUUAUACAGAAUAUGCACAUUCUACAGUCACUCCUCGUGUGUGUUUAGAACUGGGCAGAUACAGCUGCUAGAAUCCCAGAGAUGAGUACUUUCAAACCAGAGAUCUUAUUUUGUAGCAGACAAGGAGGGGUUCUUCAUCUGAGUAUAUUAAGUUCAUAGUAACAGGAACAUAGGUUUUUAAUGUCCACAGGGUGUCACGGGCAUUUCAGGGUGGGUUGUUUACUGUCAGUUAAGCCUUUUUUGUUUGUUUGCUACCAGGGUUAUCACUGAAACUCAGUACUUAUACUAUGCCCGACAGCCAUUUUCUUUCUUUCUUUUUGAUAGAAGAUGAGAGAUAGAAAGAAAUAAGAAGAAGUGGGGAGUCGGGCGGCAGCGCUGCCAGGUUAAGCGCAGGCAGGGCAAAGCGCAAGGACCGGUGUAAGAAUCCUGGUUCGAGACCUGGCUCCCCAACUGUAAGGAAAUCACUUGACAGGCAGUGAAGCAGGUCUGCAGGUGUCUAUCUUUCUCUCCCUUCUCUGUCUUCCCCUCCUCUCUCCAUUUCUAUCCUAUCCAACAACAAUAACAUCAAUAAUAACAACAAUAACUACAGCAAUAAAACAACAAGGGCAACAAAAGGGAACAAAUAAAUAAAAUUAACUUUUUUAAAAAAGAAAGAAAAAAGAAAUACGAAGAAGCAGAGAUAAGGAGUAACAGUUGCUGCACUACUCCACUGCUCAUAAAACUCCCCUCCUGUAGCUGGGGACUAAGGGCUUGAUCCUGGGUCCUUAUGAACAAUAAUAUUGCACUCUGCUGGGGUGAACCUCCAUCCAGCCCCAGCCAAGCCUAUUUGAUAUGAUGCUCAGGAUUCAGAAGCUAUAGUGAGCAGUCUAAGUGACACUCUUUUAUGUCACCAUCAUCUUGUACUUGGAGGCCCACCAGUCUGCCAUUCCACAUCUGCUAGGAAGUAAGCCAUGUGACUCAUUUCUGCCACAUAGGUGUUAGGCAUUUAAAAAAAAAUUGAUAUUUUUAUGAAGCAGCCAAGACUUAAAGUCAUGGACAAUCUCCAUAUUGAGCCACUCACUACUUUCUCAGCAUUUUCUAGCUCUUCAGCACAUUUCCUGCCAGUAAAGAUAAAGCCACUUAACUGUAAGAGUUCAGAGGUCAGCUCAAGGGAAAAAGAAAUGCCAGAAUAGUCUCUGGACACUUUGCUAAUGACUCUACAUACUUCCCUUACAUAAGGUUACAUAUUUUAACCUCACUCAAAGUAUACUACCUUCUGAGGUAGUUGAAGACCAUAGCAGUGAAAAUAGCUAAAAUGAAAGUAGAGCCUAAGGUUUAGAAUUUAGGACCACUGGCUUCGGAUAGGGCUGGCUCUCAGUAGCUUUUCCUGCUUACCAGCUGUGAAAGUCUGAUAGUCAUUUGACCUCACUGUUUUGUUGUUGUUGUUGUUGUUGUUUUUAUUCUGGCCUAUGAAACCAGAGUAACAACCGUAUAUUCCUCCAAGACUGGUGGGGGGAAUUCAAUGACAUAAUGCAUGGGAAGCAAUUUCUAGUUUCUGAGAAACAGGAAAUGCUCAAUCAACAGUUGAUUGUAUUAACUAUUAGAUAAGUGUCUGGCUAAAAACUCUACAUUCUUUCCAUGGAAGAAAUGUCAUCUACAUGGCAAUUAGUCAUCAAAAACCAAUAGACAACCAAUUCAUAACUGACAGUUUUCUGUUGUUAAUUUUUUUUCUUUUUCCUGACAGUUUUCAUCUGGAUUCCACCAAGUGUCUUCAGUGACAAAAGGACUCACACAAUUUGAAAUUUUUUUUUUAAUGGGGACUCGGACUAAAGAGAUAGUAUAAUGAUUAUGCAAAAGACUUUCAUGGUUGAGGCUCCAAGGUCCCAUAUUGUUGAUCUCCAGCACAAACCAGAGCUAUUUUGGAGUUAAAUGCCAUUUCCCAUCCACAAAUCUUGGACUGUGAUCUGUGAUAGGCAGAAGCCUAGGUAACAUUCAUUGGACAUUCUCUGUGCAUCAGGUACUGUGUUAGUCAGGACUGGAUUCAAAGUCAUGCGACCUAUACUAAGUAGAGUCAUGUGCCUGGAUUAAAGCUUUGCUAUUUUCCUCCUAAUUUUUUGAGCAAGGAGAUCUAGCUUUUGUUGUUGGCUUGUUGUUGUUGUUGUUUAUUUGUUUUGUAGAACCAGGGCCUUUCAUAUGCAUGAUUUUACCACUCCCCAGGAUAUCUCUUUAUUUAGAGAGAGAGGAAGAGGAAGGAGUUUCCUCCAGUGUCAUAAGACUCCCAUAAGGUACCAGGGCUUGAACGUGGGCUGUACACAUGCCAAAGCACAUGCCCUACCUGGUGAGCUUCCUCAGUCCUUCCACAUUUUUCCCCUUUUAAUUAUAUAAACAAUCUUGAUGCUAACUAAUCAUUCUUCUAUGUAGUCUUCCCUAAAACUCUAUGAUAUUAGUUCUACUAUUUCAGCUUUCACAGUUCAGGAAAUGGGAGCCCAGAGAGAUUAAGUAACUUGGAAGUUCACAGGAAGUGAAGACAGCAUGCAGAUGCAAGAAUGCUGACCCUAGAGCCCUUCCUCUAAGUUCAUCAUUCCUCUCCCUCCUUUGCACUAUAGCAUAUAGCAUACUAGCACUCCAUAAACACAUGAAUAAAUGAAUGCUAGUAUAAAGCACAUUUGGUGUAAGUUGGACAGCUAUAAGAUGCACAGACCAAAUGGCUAAGAUAUGAGUGCCAGUUCAAAUGCCUUGACUGGUAGUUUUUUCAAAGUGCAGGCUCAUGAGCCUGAGGCUGACAUGAAGCUCCCUAUUUUUAACACUGCCAAAUGUUUGAACUGUCAGCAUUCACGUGUCACUGUAUCAUCAGGGAUCCUGAAGAAGUUCAUCAACCUCCCUGAAUCUCAAUUUCCUUGGAUGUAAAAAGGGGUUAUUAUUUCUCCUUAAACCAUUUUGCUCUUCUUCUAAGGUCAAAAAUAAGCAUA
This is a messenger RNA of Erinaceus europaeus (western European hedgehog), 6097 nucleotides long. RefSeq names its product actin filament associated protein 1 like 1 (gene AFAP1L1). Bases 276 to 2582 code for a protein of 768 amino acids. Gene Ontology annotation, cellular component: cytosol. Lineage: Eukaryota; Metazoa; Chordata; Mammalia; Eulipotyphla; Erinaceidae. Gene Ontology annotation, molecular function: SH3 domain binding. The transcript has 19 exons. The record is from RefSeq and is a predicted model, not a curated record.